Molecule: messenger RNA, 1294 nt
Organism: Paramecium sonneborni
Lineage: Eukaryota; Ciliophora; Oligohymenophorea; Peniculida; Parameciidae
Source: the annotation of a GenBank genome assembly
GAAAAAAAUGAGAAGAUAAUAUUUAAUUUAAUGAAAGCAAUAUUGUUAUUAGUUCUUGCAUGCACAGCAUUAGCAACAACAGAGACAGAAUACAUUUAAUUGAUUCAUAAGAUUGAUGCAACACCAUUUGGAAGAACAUUAUUUGAUACAAUUUAUUUGUAAUUAGAAACAGGAGAUCCCUUAGACAGAUUACUAAAUACCUUAUCAGACUUAGAAGAUAGAUAUUAAUAAGAAUAAAGAGAAGAUGAUGCUGAGAAUAGAGAAUUCUAAGAUUCAUGCAACGUUGACAUUUCAGCCUAUGAUAAAGACAUUGCCAACACAGAUUCAGAAAGAAUCUCUAUGGAAGCAAGACUUGAAGGUGAUUUAUAUCCAAGAAGAGCAAUUAUUACUGGAUUAGUCACAGCAAAGAAAGCAGAAGUCAAGGGUAUUAAAUGAGUUAAUAUAUUUGUAGGUUAUUAAAAAGAAAUAGAUGAAUUAGAUGCUGAAAGAGCUGCUUAACAUUAAGAAUUUGAAGAAAUCGCUGCUGAUCAUAACACUGCAAUUGCUGUUUUGACUGAAGCAAGAAAUAUUAUUAAAGCAAAUGUUGAAGCUACAUCAUCAUUAGUUUAAAAGAAGGCUACUUAAUAAGUUAAAGAAAUUUCAUAAGAUCAUAUUUCAUUAUUCUAAAAACAUAUUAAAGAAUCAUAAAGAAAAUUAUCACAUUCUAAACACAUGUUGAGAUAUGUUCCUGUUAUGAAAUUGUUGAGUUAAAUUGCAAGCAAAGCUAAGUUUGAUGAUAGCACUAUUUAAAAGUAAAAUACUAAUUAAAUUUCUUAGGGUUAUUGAUCUCUUCGAUAAAUUAAUUAAUGAAGUUAGUGAUUCAUUGAGUUUAUAAAGAUUUGCAGAAGACAAGAGAGUUGAAAAUUAUAAUAAAACUAGAAAAUUCUUAGUUAUUGCUCUUACAGUUGCUGGAUCAGAAUUAGCUAAUGCUGAAAGUGAUUUUGCAAGUGUUUCAGAUAUCAUCAGAUAAGUUGAAGCUUCUUUGGAAAAUACCAAUUAAAGACUUGAAUUACUUCAUGAAAGAAGAACAGAUAGAUGGACCUAAUGUGAAGAAGCUGCCAAAGAUUAUGCUGAUGCUAGAUCUGCUAGGUAAUGAUAUUUAAUUAAAUUAACAAAGAGAUGCAGAUAGACAAGUUGUUUCUGAUACAAUUGGUUUAGUCAAUAAAGCCUUAAGAACUCUUAGAGAAUAACUUGCCUUAAGACAAGCUGCUGGAGAUAAGAUUUGAUAAAUAUGAAAAGCAUCGAUUAAUAUUAA